Trichoderma gamsii is the source of this 2613-nucleotide messenger RNA. RefSeq lists its product as hypothetical. The transcript has 7 exons. Lineage: Eukaryota; Fungi; Ascomycota; Sordariomycetes; Hypocreales; Hypocreaceae. Gene Ontology annotation, biological process: regulation of DNA-templated transcription. The record is from RefSeq and is a predicted model, not a curated record. The coding region runs from base 1 to 2613 and encodes 870 amino acids. Gene Ontology annotation, molecular function: zinc ion binding; DNA-binding transcription factor activity, RNA polymerase II-specific.
AUGGGGCCACGUAGGAAGCGAGUUGUAUCCCUAGGGACUUUUGAAGUGGCAGUCCCAUCACCAUCUGAGGUGCCUCAAUAUCCAACUGUUGAUACGGGAUUUGCGGAACUUCCCUUGACUUUUGAUCCCCAGGUCUUGGUGGGUCAAUCAACAAUAGUUCCUGACUGCUAUUCCUUUGAAAACACUGGUUAUACGUCAGGAUAUUCACCUGGUCAUAACCCCGUUUACUUUUCUGGCAUUGAAGAGAACCCACAGAAACGUCGACGAUUAAUGGGUUUCAACUCGAUGCCUUCAGCAGACGAGUCUCCGUCAUCUAGCAUAGGCAAUCAGGAGAAGCUGCCUAUAGGGGAUCAUGAUUCGGCGUCAAUUACGCCACGGUGGGCACCCGCCCUUUCUGAUGUACAAUCACUAAGCUCUCCCUUGGCCCGUGUGGCAGAGUCUAUCACCAAUUGCUGUACCUUCGGGUGGCAGCAGCAGCCCGCCGGGUACGAAGCUCUUCCGCCCCCAGCGGCUGUGGUGUGUGAGCCGCCUCAGCAACCUGUUAUGGAAGUAUUGCCGCCUAUGUCGGCCCAGACGACAAACUCCCUGCAGCACUCUGUACCCGAUAAUGGCGAAUCACCACAACAGGCACAACUGCCCAGUGAUGAGUUUGGCUUGAGCUCUUUCAUUGCGACCAAUAGUAGCGAGUUAUCACAGCAGGCAUCGCUUUCUACUGAUCUACUCGGUCUGAACCCACUCCUUGACAUUGCGCCUCACGUUGGGCAGGUGUUGCAACAAGAGCCGAUCUCUGAUAAUCUGUUGAGCUUGGACUGUUUACAGUUCAUUGCACCUGACAACAGACAUUUUUUACAGCAAUCAGUGCUUUCAAAUGAUCUGCUCAAUUUCGACACUUUGGCUCUCCAAAUGUACCCUGCCUUCAACAACGCCUUGCUGCAGGAGUUGCCCCAUUCUGUGUACACUAAUCAACUUGCCAGCACAGGUCACGAGCAGUUUGACCAGAUUGACUCCCAUCAUAAUGGCUCCAGUCAAUUUCUGCCCACAGAGCCGUAUAAACUGUCACUGAAUCAGGCAAUAAUUGCUGUGCCGCCAGAGGAUGAAAUUCCGAUUGGAGGGACUCAAGGAAUGGGGGGCAGCUCACCAUUGCGGCGUGAUCCGGCUCCUGAUACGCGCCCUACCCGUCCUCUAUUGGUGGGCAUUGAAACAACGUCUUCUAAUGUGUAUAAUUAUAAUGUGCCGUCGGCACAAAACUCAGCUCGACCAACGACUCAGCCGGCAAUCUUGGAAGAGAGAGCCAAUGCUGUGGCCCAGAAACAGUACCCCACUGCUGAUAACCAGCAGCGAAAUGGUAAGAGGGGCCCCUUUAGAGACCAAGCUCUCCGAGAACAGACCGCCCAAACAAGACGGAUGGGUUCCUGCCUCAGGUGCAGGAUGCAGCGCAUACGAUGCGAGUUUGAUGUUCCAGGCGGGUGUUGCUUGCCCUGCAAAAAGGUGGAGAAUACAAAGGCAGCACGCUUGCCAUGUGUCCGAUACAAGAUCACCGACAUGACACUUUAUAAAACGGGCCAGGUUCCAGGAUAUGAGUGGACCCAGAGGUGGACCAAAGGCACCUCUGACCCCAUCCAGCUAUGGGCAUCGUCCGAGAUUAGGACUGUUUACGUUUCCGUGCGCUAUUCAACAGAGCAGCUCCCACUCAAGGUUCGCAGGUUUGUUCCACAGGAAGGCGACAAACUAGAGCGGACAUGGGCCUAUCAAGGUACCAAGAAGUCGGCUCUUAUCCCGCCGUAUGCACUUGUAGAUGUGGAGGCCGGCACAUCAGCGUACACCACCUAUAUCCGAGAGUCUAUGAAAGACAUUUUUUCAACCAUGCUUGGCAAUGAGGAAGAUCUACUGUACAAGACCUACCUCUUGGCCUAUCAUAUGUGGCAAAAAGAGGAAAGAACGUCAGAGGCAUUUGGGCUACUCAAUUGGACGCUUCGACUGUGGGUAGCCAUCCGUCUGUCAACUACAUCCGCAUUUAUCGUCGGAAAAGAAACUCUAGACAUGCCAGCAAAUAUCCUUGACGAGUCAAGCCCCGAUCACGGAAAAAUUCCACUGCCUCCCGUAAUGGGUGCACAGAUGGACACGAUUCUGAUACAUCACAUCCAAAACAAACUUAGGCACGAGCUUUUGGAUAACCUCCAAAAAGUGAUGCUCAGGAAUAAACCAACUAGUUGGCUAGUGACUUAUCUGGUGUCGUUUAUUCUGCUUCAUAAUAUCGCACUUAUAACAAAGCAUGAUGCCAGUUACGCCAUCAAACAUGGCAUGAAUCGUCGGUUUGCCCGAGAGCAAAAAGUACGAGAAUACCAUAUGGGAGCAAACGUCAUUCUCGCACACUUCCAUUACUGCAACAAGGGGAGAAUCCCCUUUUCUGAUGAGUGUGAAGACAAAGAUUUGCGAGCAUUGGCGCAACUAGAUGAGGAAAAGAUUCGCUUUGUCCGUGCGACUAGGGCACUUGUCCAGCGACACCAACAAGAGUGGAACCAAGCUCGCUCUAAUGGAGUAUACGAGGACGACUAUUAUUUUGUCAGCCAGCUCUUUGACGAGAAAUGGCAGCCAAGCACAACUAAUGUGUAA